Messenger RNA from Carica papaya (papaya), 1511 nucleotides. NCBI's taxonomy places the organism in Eukaryota, Viridiplantae, Streptophyta, Magnoliopsida, Brassicales, Caricaceae. The record is from RefSeq and is a predicted model, not a curated record.
UCUUCCUCUUCCGAGUUAACUUCAUGAUACGAUAAAGUUAGAUGAUCGUUUCGUUCUUGGAGUCUGAUUGUAGGUUUUUGAAACCCUAGCUUCCAGGCAUAGUUGGCGUAGUCAAUUGACUGGUUUUUGACUGAUAAUUUUGUAGUUAGAAGUUUGGUUACAGUGGUUUUACCGAAUGAAAAUUAGGUCAGUUAUUUCAAGAACUGUGCGUGAAGGAAAAAUAGAAUAAAUAAAACUGUCAUUUUCUCUUUAAGAUGAGUAGUUUUGAGCACUCCUAUAUGAUCGGGAUUUUUUCUUUUUUCUUUUUCCCAAUAUGUUGAAGAGAAAGAGGCCUUACUUCUAUUCCUAAACGCAACCUUACUUUAUCCGAGGACCUUAUUAAGAUCAUGGAACAGAGACUAUCAGCUAUUGAGGACAGGAGUGCUCUUCUAGAAAAUCAUAAGCCAGAGGCCUCACCAGCAGAGUAUUCAAGAGCUAAUAAAGAGUUAUGGAAGUUGAGGGAUUCCAUGGACCUUAUAAAUGAGCUAAGGAACAAACAAAAGGAGAUUCAUGAGUUGAAGUCAGUGAUAGCUGGAUGCUCUAAUGACAAAUACUUUCUUGCUAUGGCAACUGAGGAGUUAGAGGCCAUGGAAGAAGAGAAUUCGCUGCUGAGGGCAUUACUUCCUAAGGAUGAUGUUGAUGAGAGGGACCAUACUCUGGAGGUAAGAGCAGACAUUACAUACAGAGUUUUGCCUUUCUGUUGCUGUGUUUUUGCUUCAAUUUCUGGAGCUGGUGUUUAUGGGAAGGUAAAAUUUGAGAGUUCAGGUUUUCCUACCUCCUAUUAAGCUCAUAAAAUGUGACUUCUAGCUGCAGUUACUAACAAUUCUAUGUUGGUAGCGAGUACCUCUAACAGAGAAGUCUGGACGUCUUCAUACCAGUGCUGUAUCUGUUGCCAUACUCCAACAGGCUGAUGAGGUAGUUGGCAUAAAAUUGGAUAUUUUAUGAAUUUUCGUCUGAGCUACAGUGUAAUCAUCAGAUAGUUGUGUUUAGUCAUUAGAGUCAGACAGCAGAUGCUCAUUUGUACAUACAGAGACAUUAUUUCAAUCUUAGGUCUUUAUUUUUGUUCUUCCAUCAUUUAUGUUAUAUUUGGAAAUUACAUUUAGUUUAACUAGUAGAUGAUGCAAAUUCUACUAGGAAAUGAUAAACAUAGACCAUACAAUCAAUUUUUAUCAAUUUCUGAUUCUUUCUCUUCUGCAACAAGUACUGGACAUGGUAGUUCUGUUCUCGAGGAGUAAUGAAGGAGAACAUAUGUUGGAAGUGCUAGUGUCAUUCUUUUGGGGAUUAUGACUAAGUCGAUGCAUUUCGCAUUGACACUGAUCGAUUUAUAUGUUGCAUCCUUAGCUGCAACCGAGAUAGAACAAGAGCUCUCGGUCUGACACAUGAUAGCUUCUUCAGUUUCGAAUAACAAUUUUGCUGUCUACAACUGUUAUUGUCAUUAGAAACUGAUUAUAUGAUCUUGAAUUUGACUGUGA